GGAAGUGUUCACUCCACAGAGUGGGCUGGGUGGGAGAGUGUUCCAGCGUUAGCAGUGAGUGGAGCGACUCUGGCAGCCGUGGCGGCCGCCUCUCACCCUCCCACGUCCCGCUUCCAGUAACCGGCACAGCACUGCUGAUGCACCCAGCCGCCAUCACUCCCCGUUCCCUCACACCUCCGCCGAGAGCUCGUAUCCUCCCCGGGGCUUCCAUGUCAACGUUACCCCGCGUCUGAAAUAAGCGGCACACUCUGGACUUGUUCACGAACCACCGGGUAGUACUUUUCUCCUCCGUGUCUGAAUGACGGGCGGACGGUUCGACUUUGACGAUGGUGGCACGUACUGUGGAGGCUGGGAGGACGGCAAAGCCCACGGCCACGGAGUGUGCACCGGACCCAAGGGCCAGGGCGAGUACUCAGGCUCGUGGUCCAACGGUUUCGAGGUGGUCGGUGUCUACACCUGGCCAAGCGGGAACUUGUACCAGGGCUACUGGGCACAAGGGAAACGCCACGGACUCGGUGUAGAAACCAAGGGGCGGUGGAUUUACCGGGGAGAGUGGACUCACGGAUUCAAGGGCCGGUACGGAGUCCGACACAGCCAGAACACACCGGCCAGGUACGAGGGCACCUGGUGUAACGGACUGCAGGACGGAUACGGCGUGGAGACGUACGGUGAUGGAGGUACGUACCAGGGUCAGUGGACUGGUGGGAUGCGUCAUGGCUACGGCGUACGUCAAAGUGUUCCAUAUGGUAUGGCUUCUGUUAUACGUUCACCACUACGAACCUCACUGGCUUCCCUCCGCAGUGAGCAGAGUAACGGUACGGUACUACGUGACAGCAUGUCUGACAGCCCUGCUGGCACACGUGGCGGCUUCGUACUCAACUUCCACUCAGAUGGAGAAUGUUCAGAUAAGAAGAAGGGUCUUUUUCGCCGUGGCUCCCUCUUUGGUAGCCUUCAGCGACUGCGUAAAUCAGACUCACGCUCAUCCAUUUCCAGUAAACGUAGCUCAGCUCAAAGUGACACCACAAUGAGCCGCAUUAGUUCAAGUGACGCCAAUUCCACAAUCAGCUUUGGAGACGGAGACCCAGGCGAUGACUACCUGCCUCUGGAGGACAAUGUGGAUGCCACCACCACUGAGUCCUACAUGGGUGAGUGGAAGAAUGACAAGCGCAGUGGCUUUGGUGUCUCAGAGCGCUCCAACGGCAUGAAGUACGAAGGCGAGUGGUUAAACAAUAAGCGCCAUGGCUAUGGCUGCACCAUCUUCCCUGAUGGCACAAAGGAAGAAGGGAAGUACAAGAACAACGUGCUGGCCCGGGGCAUCAGGAAACAACUGAUCCCACUGAAGAACACCAAGACCAAACAGAAGGUGGAUCGAGCCAUCGAGGGAGCAGUGAGAGCAGCAGCUAUUGCCAGAACCAAGGUGGAGAUUGCCAUCUCCAGGACAUCCCAUGCCCGAGCCAAAGCGGAUGCUGCAGACCAGGCAGCACAGUCAGCCAGUCAGGAUUCAGAUAUUGCCAGAGCUGUGGCUAGAGAGCUCUCCCCAUCCUUCCAUCAGCCAGGCCCUGACUACAUACGGCAGAAGUAUAAUGAACCAGUAGAGGUGAAGGAGGUUCCUGAGGAGAAAAAGGAGAAAUCUCCAUCUGGAAGCCCUCAUUUCUACCGGAAAGGCACAACACCCAACCAGUCUCCAUCUCAGAGCCCAAGUGCAAGCCCCACUCCUUCACCUGGUCCUGUUAAAAAGACCUUUUUCAGCAGUAAAACUCCCACUGCCAUCACUCCUGCUGGGAAAGAGAACAAAACCCCAACAGCUGAGUGUUUGACAGCAGGCAUAACAAAGGCAGCAUCAAAACUUUCUCUCAAACAGGAAGUGAGGCAACAAGAGGCUCCUCAAGCAGUCAAACCAGCUAUUACCACGACAGUCACCAGUUACCCCAGCAAUGGGCAGAUUCACUCCCAGUACCACGGUUACUAUGUCAAGGCAGACGUCACGAUUCCACCACCUGAAGACCCAAUAGGUCUGGAGGAUGACUUUCACCCAUCAAGCCUUGCACGCUUACCGCCACCUGCCAAACAGAUUCAGGUACCAGCACUAAAAUACCUGCCAGCCCCUAGCCCUUCACCAGUUCCACCAAAAGAGGGCACAAAAACGCCGGAGCCUCCAAAGCCAAAAAGAGUGGAAUCAACCAAACCAAAGAGCCUUGCAGAAACCAAGAAAGCUAGUGUGGAAAUAGCUCCUGAAAUUAUAGAGGAGGAGUCGGGCCCUAACUCUAUCUUGGUGGCUCUCGUCAUGCUGUUGAACGUAGGUCUAGCAAUCAUUUUUGUCCAUUUCCUCACCUGACCAAAUCUGAACUCAGUGGACUCAUCCAAAGUAAUCACCCAAGUGGCUAACUCUCUAUCAGCCAAAGGGGCCUUUUUAAAAAUGGCGCCAGUCAGAACGGCAAACACAAAACGGAGGACUGAAAAUAGACGACUGGAGGAGGAGGAGAAGAAGUAGAGGGGAAGAAGAACACACGGGGGGGGCAGAGAGAGAGAAAGAAAGAUGAAACCUCCACCAUAACUCCCGACCCUUGGUGUCUGAGUCCAACCUGAUUGGACUGGCGAUGAUUUGUGACUCCACUCAGAGUGCAGUGACAGCUGAAGCAAGCAGUCGUUGGUUGGAAAGGGGCCCCCGAGCCCCUCUAUCAGGGUUAGAAAUAACAGCAGGCCUGGAGAGUAAAGUGAGUGACCUGGCAUCUAUACUGCCUAUAAAUGCCUGUAAUGUGUGUUCUUCUGUGUCUGUAGUUCCAUUUAGACUCCAUUUCAUCCAACUGUUCAGCAAAUUUGGAGGUUUUGAAAUGCUGCAAUAAAAAGCUUGUGCGUCGUCCAGCUGACUUGAAGAGAAUUUGUUUCCCAAAUGAUCCACCAGAGAACCUGCCAUUACAAUGAUGAUUAUUAUUAAGAAAGUAACUAUUGCUUUGAGUCCACCAGAUAUUGUUCAUAUGCCAUGCUGUCAUGAAAUGUACUUACAAUAAAAUAAAAUAGAAUAUACAAAUACAUAUUUGCAGGUUGUGGUAAUCAGAUCUGUUCCAUAAAACAUUUCUGAAAGCCUCUUUAGAACUGUAGUGCACUUUAAUUGAACUGUUCAGCAGGCCUUCAUGGAUAAUCAGUCAAUGCCUUUCCUGCUGCCACCCCCUGCAUAACGUGUUGAUUAAGAAACUAUUUUUUUACACGUAUGUGUCUGCUUCUGCUGUUUGUGUUUCUGUACGUGUGUGUACGUGUGUGGGUGGGUGGUGGACUGGAUAUGUUCGGAGAUGCACUUUGAGGUGAUGGAAGCCAACAGCUGCCUUACCAUUUUACAGAGUGACGUGGUGGUGGGUGUGAAGGGCCCAGGCAGGAAUGUGAAACACUUGGCUGAUUCUCCCUUUGCCAUGUCCUGGGAGAGCAGCUCUAUUUAUACCAGUCUGUCUAUCAAACUGUUCAUAUGUGUUUCCGUGGGCCUCAGCGCCUGCCGUUUUAUAUCAGGUGCACGUUAGACAAUCAGAGGGGUUUAUUCCAAAAUUGAAAGAUAAAGUUAAAUUUGGAAAACUUCAUCUCAUUUUAAACUGCUAUUAUUCCACAGUGCAUUUCCUCUUUGUAGUCUAUUAAAUAAGAGCAGGUGUCAUUUUGUUUUUGAUGUAAUCACUGCAUCACUGUAUCUGCCUUCACUAAUACUACCAGUCUGUUUCAUUGAUAGAGGAAACAUUCAGAUACACUCCCUGAUUUUUAGGAAGUGCAAAUUAUCCCAACUGUCUGAUAUUUGAUUGUUAUUGUGUGUACUCCACUACUGCUCUACUAGUAUUACAUUGUCAUGAUUUCCUAUGUGCAGUUUAUUGCACUAGUAGGUGUAAACUGGAUUGCAACUGUAAGCAGCUAGCUGUUAAUAUCUUGUACCUACUGAGAUGUACCUUUACUGGCAUGUUAUAGCAAGCUAGGUUUAAAGAGUAGCUUGCAGUUUAGGUGCUCCAACAGGAAAAUCCUCCUAAAACCUCUACUCUGAGUCCAACAGUACAUUGGAAGGAAAUGUUUCAAAUUGGAGCUAUAAAGUAAAAUCACGGAGUGUACUUUAACAUCAGAAUUCUUAGAAAUGCUGUUUACAUAUGAGUUCAGUCAGUGACCGUGCAGUGUAAUGUGCUUCUGUAUGCUCAAAAGUAUUAAAUGAACAAAACUAAAUUUAUAACUGGAUGAAUCAAAACUGAAAUUUGUAAAAUUAUUGUUAUACAUCUGGAUCUACCAGGUCUGAUAUGGUUCACAUCUCAGUCAGUUCCGUGGCAUUGGUCAACUAAAUGCACACUACCAAAAUUCAAAUCUGUAGUGUGCUUUGGCCCAGAUCAGGACGGGAUGAUGCUCGGUACAGAACGCUCUCCUGUCAGAGUACAUAAAAACAUGUCAACUCUGCUUCAUUCUUUGUGAUCAACGCAGAAGGUAGAAAUCCAGAUGUCAUGCAAUUGGCAUGGACAGCUGUUUUGAUUAUGAUAACUUUAGGUCUCUGUCCUUUUCCACACCAAAGCUGAGAACAUAAUGCAAAUACAAAGUACCAUAAUGACCAUCUAAUGAAUAUACUGUCUGUGAGAUGUACCGGUAAAAGUCAUCAUGAUACAUGGACAACACAGUACUUGCUGAUAUUAUAUUUGGUCUAAACUAUAUUUUAUAUUCUAUACUAUAUUUUUUGGAAUAUGCAACACACUAAGGUACAACUAUGUAAUUGCACUGACAAUUUCAGUCCAAGAAAACUCUUGUAUUUUCUCUCUUUUGCUUGAGCCUGAUGUUUGCAUCCACUUCUGCUGAAGGGCUAAUGUUAACUUUUUGGUUUGAAUGAUUUAUGGCCAUUCUGGGGAAAAUGAAAGUUUUCUUGUUGCCCCAUAUUAAUUUGUAUAUUUUUGUAUUUUGCUGUGUAUUUGCUAAUCUAGUAAGUACUCCUCUGUUAAGGAAAUACUAUUUAUUGAUGUAGAGUUGAUGAUGAUGAUUUCUCUCAUGUUGUCAUGAGUCUUUGGAAGAAUGAACUGAAAUUGUUUUUGCCUUUAUAGCCAAAAAUCAGAGCUAUGAUGCAAAACAUGCAGUAUAUUAUUUAUUUAUUUUGAUGUGAAAACAAAUUUAUUUGCUGAUUAAGAUGAAUAAUGAUUGGCAUUAUUAGUCAAUGAUUAACAGUCUGUGUCUAUGAUUUGAUGCAUUAUUAACAGUGGAUUUUGUCUGAUAGACAUUUAAAUAGUGUAACGUGGCAUGAUAUCUGUUCUGUGUAACAUGGCCUCAUGAUUCAUCUUCAAUAAUCUGUGUCACACCAACAAGCUGAAAUUUCUACAUGUGAUGGUUGAUGCACUUCAUUUUAUGGUUUUGUAAUUUACCAGUCAUUUUCAUGAGGUUCUAAUUUUUCUAGGAAAUAAUUAGAAAAUUACAGACAUGGCUGUCACAACUGCAUUACUGUGAUAAAGACCACUCUGUAGGAGCAGAAUGUUUUCAACAGAUGGUUCAUUUUGUUAAGUUCAUUGAUUUUUUUCUGCUGGUGUAUGAAAGGUGGUUUCAAAAUUAAGUAUUUUCUGUUUGAAAUCAGCCACUACUAACAUGCAUGAUGCCACGUUGUAUUUUUCUGUAUUUGGAUGAAAGGUAAAGUUUUAGAUAGAGAACAUAGAAAUAUUUGAACUCUUAAUUAAGUUUACGUUAGGAGAAGAAAAAGCAUUGUCUUAAAUAUGUUUUUACCCUGAUUGCUGAGAUUAGAAUAACUAAUUUUUCUUAUAAUAUGAUUGUGGUGCCUUGAUUAGCAUGCAGAUAUUGGCUCGCUUUGUUUUGUUGGUUUGGAUGUCGGAGUAAAACUUUGUAUAAAGUGUGUGUGAGUGUGUGUUCAGUCACAUUAGUUGUGAGUACCUGCUGAAUGUCUGGAAUGGAUUACAGAAGUCAAAGCAAACGUCAGUGUGGAACUUUUCUUACAUUGAAACUUCAGUCUCAGUAAGGCUGCUGUAUGGUGCUUCCAGUGCAUUUUUAGAUUCAGAACUUAAUGAAAGUUCCAUUCCCAUUUGUCUGUAGACUCCCAUUGAAACUCCAUCAGAAACACCACUGACAUGCGUCUUCUUCAUUCCAUCACUGGGAAUUUAGUGCUGUCCACGAUCUGCAGGGAAACAGCUUUGUCUGUCAUCUUGGACAAUAACACAUAGCAUGUGAACAGCAGCUGAGCUUCAUAGUUUUUCUACACCAUCAGGAAAAAGGAGCAACAUAGUUAGCAGUUAACAGAAAAUCCAUCCAUCCAGACUUUUUCUUAGAGUGAAAUAACAUAGAUAAAAAAUUAAAUUGAAUCUUAAGAGUCCAAUGUGUCACCAAAGGCCCUGCAGAGAAACAGGAAGCAGGUUUUGAAAGUGAUUCAGUAAACCUUUAACUGUGACUCCAUCUCAAAUAUUUUAACACUAGACUCAACAUCAGUUAGCUUAAUCACUUCUCUGGCAUCAUUCCAGAAUUCAUAGAACUAUGGUCACAUAUGUAACUAUUAUUUGAAAGAAGCAUUUUUGAUUACGUAAAAGGAGGUGUGUCCAAGUUUAAACAGGCUGUUGAAUUGUUCUUUAGGGCCCUCUAGCUAUACAUUUUACACAAGGUCUUAAAUAUCAUGUGCACCUGACACAUAAUACCCAGAUACGUUUAAUGGAACUCUGCUUUUAUGGAAAACUUCAGAUGUUAUAAUUCUAAGUGAGAUUUAUUUUUCCCAGUUCGAGGGUCUAAGACUUCUGACAGCUUUUCAUGAAGCUGGUUUCCACGUUGCAGUAACUUAUUAUCAAGUGACCUUUCAAAGAAUGUAUGUAAUUAAAGCCAUUCAGUGGGAAAUAAGCUUAUAGAUCAAACUAAUCACAUGUGUAUUUAUUUAUUUAUUUAUUUUGUUUUGUGCUGUUUCUUUUGAAGGGUUUACACUAUAUAGAAGUUUUGAGAUGUGCUGCAGACUUGAAAAAUGAGGCAGAGUUGGGUUGAUGAUUAGUUGGCACUGUGGUGGAACUCAUAUUGUACGUACAGUAGGGGAAGCUUCAGAUGGACUGUUGUGACUGUAUUUGAUGCUAGACAUGAAUGGUGCUGUACUAUUGUGCUUACAGGUAUUUUAAGACUGUAGGUGAAACCAGCCAACGUUAUGGCAUAAAGCACAUAGUUCACAUACAGAAGGAUGAACUUCUGAUCUGACGACUGCAUUAGACCCACUCUCCAGUAAAUGAGAAAUUGAUGUGAAAUUUAACAAGCAGAUUUGUAUCAUUGACCAAUAGCAUGCAGUCUUGACAGAGCUGAAGUCUGAGGGAAGGGAGAGACAGAGAGAGUUCAUUUCUGUGUAUACAGACAGACAUAUAUAUACAUACUGUGUAUAUAUAGAUAUACAUAUAUAUAGCUACCAUAUGUAGAAGGCCUAUGGUGGGUGCAAACACGUGUUCCUCAUAAAAAAUAGCUUUGCUGGAGUGUGGGUGUUUUAACAUCAUGCUUUACUCAUGUCUGAUCUUAGAGAGGAAACAAGGUUGUUAUAGAAAGAGGUCAUUUGAGUAGGAAAGAGAAAGAAGUGAUUGAAACUGUACUGGUCUGAUGUGUCUGAUGAAAUGUUUGAGGAAAACAGGAAAGAGAAGAGAAGUGAGCCUUGGACUUUAUCAGGAAUGUUUUUUUUGGGGCUAAAUUACAAUAAGUAGCAAAUGAGUGAGAGCAGAUAGUGUGGAGCCGAACUGUAGAGUGUCUGCUGAAGGAAGGAUUUUGUGACAGAUCAAAGUGGAACCUUUUUAUGGAUGUGCAUUGAAUGAGCUCCAACAUUGUUCUUGUUGACAUAUUUGUACAGUUUAUUUGUGGCUCAUUUUACUGAAUGUGCCAUCAGUGUUUUAACAGGAUGAUCUAUCAUGACUGAUAUCUGAAAUAAAAAAUUAUAUUUUUCCCUCUGUAUAGGAUGUCUGUGUAUGCUUGUUAAGGCAUUGUGAGAGCUUUUCUGAAACUUCAUGACUGUAUUUUGAAUAUUUGGCUUAAUUGCUAGAUGAAUAAGUCAUCCUGACCUUUGCUGAUGACAGUGCACAUACUGUUAUAUAUUAUAUUACAUUACAGCGUUGGGUUUUCUGUUUGUUUUUUGGCUGUUGUUUCUAUGGAGAGAAAUUAAAAAGUGGUUUACAUUAUA
Messenger RNA from Larimichthys crocea (large yellow croaker), 8119 nucleotides. Its product is annotated as junctophilin-1. Gene Ontology annotation, cellular component: junctional membrane complex; endoplasmic reticulum membrane; plasma membrane. The transcript is spliced from 7 exons. The coding region runs from base 299 to 2335 and encodes 678 amino acids. The record is from RefSeq and is a predicted model, not a curated record. NCBI's taxonomy places the organism in Eukaryota, Metazoa, Chordata, Actinopteri, Sciaenidae.